Gymnogyps californianus (California condor) is the source of this 1888-nucleotide messenger RNA. RefSeq names its product F-box and leucine rich repeat protein 12 (gene FBXL12). Gene Ontology annotation, biological process: SCF-dependent proteasomal ubiquitin-dependent protein catabolic process. Gene Ontology annotation, cellular component: SCF ubiquitin ligase complex. Gene Ontology annotation, molecular function: protein binding. The record is from RefSeq and is a predicted model, not a curated record. The transcript is spliced from 3 exons. Bases 1 to 948 code for a protein of 315 amino acids. Lineage: Eukaryota; Metazoa; Chordata; Aves; Accipitriformes; Cathartidae.
AUGGCGGAAGCGGACGGUGUGGAGUUGCCGGUUCUGCCUGACUCGGUGCUACUACAAGUCCUGGCGCUGCUGCCGCUGCGGGACCGGCUGCGGGCGGCCAGGGUUUGCCGGCGAUGGCAACGGCUGGCGCUGGACCGGAUGGUCUGGAGACAUGUGGAUCUGAGCCCGCACCGGAUCAGCUCCCGGACCCUGUGGCACCUAGUGCGGCGGCGGCUCUGCGACAGCCUGCGGACGCUGCGGGUGCGGGGCACACUCCGCUCCGGCGGCAAGCAGCGGCUCCUCUCCCCGGCGCUGCUGACCGCCCUCGGGAAGCGGUGUCCCCACCUCUGCCGGCUGUCCCUGGCAGAGACGGACCUCCGCCCCGUCCCUUACGACACCAUCCCUCCUUCCCUCACGGCGCUGGAGCUGACCCGCUGCGAAAUCCCCGCCGCCUGGUUCUGCGGCUCCGCCGCGAGGGCCCUGCCCCAGCUGCAGCACCUCGUCGUCCGCAACGUCCCUGCCUUUUCCGAUCGCCAUUUGCUGAACGUCUCCUCCCAGAGCCACCUGAAGACGCUGAGCCUUUCUGGCACCUACCGCGUAACGGAUACGGGGAUUCAGAGAGCGGCUCCGCGCCUGGAAGAGCUGGAACGCCUGGCGCUGCGCCACUGCGUCAUCGGCGACUCCGCCGUGGGCUUCAUCGGGCGCCACAUGAAACGCCUCCGGUUCCUGGAGAUCGGCGACGCUUACUCCCUGACGAACGCGGGUCUGGCUUGUUUAGCAACCCUGCGGCGCCUGGAGACGCUGUGCCUCGAUCUCUGCGAUACCAUUUCCCCCGGUGCCGUUAUUGCUUUGUGCCGAGCGCUGCCCCAGCUGAGGAACCUCAAGUUAGGCGGGGCUCGCUUGGAAAAUGAAGUGAUCGAUAAAAUUCAGGCGAGUUUGCCCCACUGUAGCUUUUCACAUGCUCCUUGACACGCAGCCUGAAGCAGCAGGGCUUUGGCCGUUCGUUACUGCGCCUGAAGUGCUGCUUUUUGGGUGAAGCCUGUUUGCCGGGGAGCUGCUGUGCGUAUUUUUGGGACAGAAUUUCCGUUGGGGCUAAAACGGCAAGGGUGUCGUGGAAAAUGGUUUGUCAGGAACUUGUUCUUGGUAGGAUUCCUUCCCCCCACCCCCCUUUUUCCGUGGAUGGGGGGAACAGGAAAGCCGGGGAGCACCCAGCUUUUGGGAACCCCACUGAUGAGCUGACCAAAGACUGGCUGAGCUUCUGAGUUUAACCUCUCUCUGCUCCUCUUCCCCCACCGCUAGACAUCAGGCAGCAGCUUAAUGAGCGCAGAAUUGAAGGAGCGAAGUGAGGCGCCCUCCUGCCGCUGACAAAAAAAGAUCUGGCAGCCCAGACCUCGGGCUUCCAGUUAAUAUCUAACUCCGAUUGCUUAACCGCCCUGCACGUACGCUCCAAACUCUGCCAGGGAAGAAAUACCUCAGCGAGACGUGCCAGAGCUGCUGUUUUCUUGGAAGAGCUCAGGCGAGCUACCCAGACAGCGAGCGUUUUCAGUCCAGGAUGUCGUCUUCCUUCUACUUUCCUUCAAAUUCAGUUCUUCAAGUUACUCCUCAGCAAGGUUUUGGUCGCGGGGCUUCCGGAACGCCUGGUCCCCGGAGCCACGCGUCUCAUUUGCGCAGCGAACGGGCUGGCACGUGCUCUCGGGCAUCGCCGGGGGCUGCCCUUAACCUCUGGGUUCUGCUGGGAGCAGCCACGUUUCCUCAUCACCUUUUAUUGUCCUCCCCGCAAUGUCGUAACACCGGAUAACUGACCCUGAGCGGUGUGGCGUUCCUAUUCUUGGGUCGUUGAGUCGGCCGAGGAUGUUUUUAAAUCAAAUGCCGUCUUUAUUAAAUAAAAAUGCUUUUGAUUUCUGUUUUC